This is a messenger RNA of Episyrphus balteatus (marmalade hoverfly), 2141 nucleotides long. RefSeq names its product probable Ufm1-specific protease 2 (gene Ufsp2). The transcript has 3 exons. The coding region runs from base 159 to 1952 and encodes 597 amino acids. The record is from RefSeq and is a predicted model, not a curated record. Lineage: Eukaryota; Metazoa; Arthropoda; Insecta; Diptera; Syrphidae.
ACAAUAACUGUCAAAACACAAAACGUCAUCUUUCCAACCAACCAAGAACAAGAAGAGAAGGAGGACUCCAUCUCUGGGUCCUAAAAGCCAUCAUCUUUUUUUAAUUUUUUGCCAACGCGUCUUAAUUUUUAUAUACAAACUUUUCUCAUCUAUAAAAAAUGAAUCCCAAAUUAAAAAUCUCUUGUUUCCUUUUAAAACGUCUGGAACGUAUCAAGCAACAAUCCAGUGGUUGUUUAUUUGGAGUUCUUUAUGGAGAGGGAACAUUACUCCUAUUAGGAUUCAACAUUGAAUCAACAAUAGGUCAACUAAAUUACAAACACAUUCAAUAUAAAUUCCCUGCUGAAUUGGAUUUAUGUGGUUUGGUUAAGUUCGGAGAUUGUACUGAUGCUGAAGCACAUAUUAAUGUGAUUCUAAAAGAUGUUGAUAUCACAGAUAAUCCAAUUCUAUUACAAUUGGAAUUGGGUACUCUUGUCGGCAUGAAAGCAUCAAUUUUCAUGCAUGAAAAACUCGAACAAAUUCCAUACGAAGUUAUGGAAGCUGAAGAGUUGUAUACAGAUUUUUGUUUCAGUCGCAUCAAGUGUAAUCUGAUGUUGUACACUGAAUCGACAGUUGAGGCUGUUAAAAAGAAUAUGCACAUUCUGAGGAAGAAUGUUGCCGGCGGGAGUACUGCUUUCCAUGUGAAAAAGACUAAAGUCUAUCUCACUGGAGCUGGCAGUUAUCCGGCUGGUCAGGAUGUUACAGCUGAAUCAAGUAUAUCAUCGAUUGUUCAGAUGGUUUCAAGGAACAACGACGAAGUUGAUGACAAAACGACGACGAAGAAAUCGAUAAAGGAACCAUCAAUUCCGACUGAAUUCAGUGUCAUAACAAUUGAUGUUUUGAAAAAUAAAACAAAAGAAAGACCGGAUAAAAAUGCUCCACCACCUGCAGCUGGUUCUAUGUAUUUAAAUCGAGAUGAGAAAAAGAUUGCCAUACCAUUGAAUGUGGAAGCAAUGGCAAUUCUUUAUAAAAAAACGAAACUAACUCGAUUCUAUGACAUUCUUAUCGAAAGUAUAUGCAGAUCAUUGCGUUUGUUUGAAUAUGCCAUAACAGAGCCUUUGGAAGUGGGUCAAGCACCGACAAUUCCACGUUGCUUUCACUUUUUCCCGCCAGAGUUUGGUCAUUUUUUGACUUAUGUUUAUCCGGAAGGUAUUUCAGAAGACGAAACGAAUAUGCAACAGCAAAGGAAGAAACUGCAUUAUCACUUUGGACUGCCCAUCUCACGUCCGUACUUCCGCCGAGCCAAUUGUCAUUUGUUCCGCGAUGAGUUGGAUCCGAAAGAACCACUUCUGAACACACACAUUGGCUUGCGUCCGAGUGGGGUGAAAGAGGGACGCCAAUAUCUUGUUCAAGGCAACUACAGUUACUAUCACUACAUGCAGCAGGAUAUGCGAGAUAACGGUUGGGGUUGUGCCUAUCGUUCACUUCAAACACUUUGCUCCUGGUUCAGAUGGCAGGGUUAUACUGAACGCAGUCCUCCAACUCAUUUGGAAAUUCAAAAAUACUUGGUCCGUAUUGGUGAUAAGCCACAAUCUUUUGUGGGAUCUUCACAGUGGAUUGGGUCGACAGAGGUUUCAAUGUGUUUGCAAGGUUUCUUGAAUGUCGACUCAAAAAUUCAAUACUGUUCGUCGGGGGCGGAUCUGGGCACCAUGGGUUCGGAUUUGGCAAUGCACUUUCAAUCACAAGGCAGUCCGAUUAUGAUUGGUGGAGGUGUUUUAGCGCAUACAAUACUCGGCAUCGAUUACAACAGUCAGACGGGACAGAUUAAAUUUCUCAUCUUAGAUCCUCAUUAUACUGGCACUGAUGAUUUAGCAACAAUACAAGCGAAAGGUUGGUGCGGUUGGAAGGGUGUUGAUUUUUGGGAUAAAAAAUCUUACUAUAACAUGUGUAUGCCUCAAAGGCCAAUUAUAUAUUGAUUUUGUUAUCAUACAGAGUCUGCAGGUUUAGGGAUGUUUUAUUUUAUUGUUUAAUUAUUUCUUGCAAUUUGUUUAUGGGUAAAUGUGGCCCUAUUUUAAUGUUUUAUCAAAAAAAAAAAAAAAAUCAAUUUUAUAUGUAUCCGUUUUUUUAUUUAAGAAAAAGAGAUAAAAAGAGAAACUUUCGAUAGA